This is a messenger RNA of Marmota monax (woodchuck), 586 nucleotides long. RefSeq names its product C-C motif chemokine ligand 16 (gene Ccl16). The record is from RefSeq and is a predicted model, not a curated record. Gene Ontology annotation, biological process: immune response; cellular response to interleukin-1; positive regulation of GTPase activity. Bases 115 to 453 code for a protein of 112 amino acids. The transcript has 3 exons. Gene Ontology annotation, molecular function: CCR chemokine receptor binding; chemokine activity. Lineage: Eukaryota; Metazoa; Chordata; Mammalia; Rodentia; Sciuridae. Gene Ontology annotation, cellular component: extracellular region.
CGCUCCUGAAGUGGUCAGAGUCCAGAAAGCUGAGCAGUGGGAGCACCGACGACCAGCAGCAAGGUGGACACCUCCACUCAGCAGUCCCCUGGAGCUGUACUGCCCUGCUGAGAGAUGAAGGUCUCUGUGGCUGCCCUCCUUCUCCUCAUCCUCGCCACCACAUCGGCUUCUUACUUCCAGCCAAGACACCCUGAGGGGUUGAACAUUCAAGCCUCCUGCUGCGUGACUUACUAUGAGAAAACACUGCCACAGAAACUGGUGAAAGGAUACAGAGAGGCCCUCACCUGUCACCUGCCAGCAAUCAUCUUUGUCACCAAGAAGAACCGAGAAGUCUGUGCCAACCCCAACGACAGCUGGGUCCAAGACUACAUCAAGGAUCCCCAAAUACCUUUGCUGCCUCCCAAGAACUCGGCCUCAGUUAAAAUCAUCAGAACAGAAAAAGGCCAGCCCUAGUUUGGCUCCCAUGAUGAUAAGGCCUCCAUGCAAGCCCAGGUCUGUGGAGGAAGGAGCCCUAUGGUCUGAUGUAGCACAGUCAUAAAGACACAGGUCAAUGAUCAAAAUAAAAGUAUUUUGAAUGUUGUCUCAA